This is a messenger RNA of Oppiella nova, 1266 nucleotides long. The record is from the annotation of a GenBank genome assembly. Lineage: Eukaryota; Metazoa; Arthropoda; Arachnida; Sarcoptiformes; Oppiidae.
UAAUGCAAACCAAUACCCAUUCCUACUGUAGAGCUGCGUAACGGACGUCUGACUGUCGGCAAAAUAUAUGCCGGCUUUUUAGUACUCGAGAACUGGAAAACCACUCGUUUCGGACAAAUACAGGGCGUCGGCCUCUCUCAACCGUCACUAUUGGCCCGACUUAUGGGCGCCGUUAGAAACCCUAACAAACCGGCCGACGAACAAAAUUUCGCCGAAAUGACUGUCGCGGCCAUCAAGGAGGCGGGCCGUAAGGAGUCUCUCAAGGAUUCCAUCCACAGUGAUUCGGAUAGAGAGAGACAACGAGAGAAGAGUAUGGGGUUUAUGAGACGCGGAAGCAGUCGCCGGAGUCGGAGAAGACGAUCUAUUAUGGCCGGUGCUAUGGGCACGGGUAGUGAGCUCCGAGGCGCUCAGGAUCAGCCGGUGGUCUCAGCAUUAGCACAACUGUCCACUCAUUUACAUCCAGAUCCGCAUCACAGGACCGGUUCGUUUAGACGACGAUCCCGUUCUCGAAGCAGAUCCCCGUCCAUUCAACCGAGAGAUAGCAGUACAGCGCCCACCACUGGCACAGGAGGUGAGGCCACAGCCAGACACCGAUCGCCCACACCUAUAGGCAGGUCCUCAUCGCCACAAAAAGAUCACGGAUUCGCUGAAACCGUCACAGAUAUUGUCGAUUAUGUCAAAUAUGAGACCUCUCGCAAGGGAAGGGCACGGGCCAAACUAAGAGGCGGUGAAUGGGAGUCGACGCAAUUGGGUCGGAGUCCGAGCCGUCGGGGCAGUCGUCGUAAGCGGCACCGGCCCUGGACUGGUCCUCAGGAACAGGAGCGAAGUCGCAGCGCUUCUCCCGACUUUCACAACGCAAACCUGACGGCCCGAUCGCGGAGCCCAUCGCCAUACCCACCCCCUAACGGCCAGACAUCUGAAUAUUACGGCACAACCCAACUCGAGCAACGGUCCCGCAGUCCGAGCCCUUCAUCGGCUCAUUCGCUACCUGUGCAGCAGAGGUCAACUCUGAGUGUUGGUCUCAGCGGCACCGGUAGAACAGGUAAACGCCGUUUACUGCCAAACACACCGAAUAAGCCGUCGUUUCUACGAUUGACAGUACAAUCUGUAGAAAAUAUUAACUUUCCAUUAGUGUCGCACUCGCCUACUAUACCCAACCGAUCGCCCGGUGCUAUCAAUUUCCCCAAAUUGAACGCAUCGCCCACUCAUCUUACGAAACAACAGCCCCCACAACACAACUGGACGGCCGCCGCCGGCAACGGCCUC